This is a messenger RNA of Zymoseptoria tritici IPO323, 1002 nucleotides long. RefSeq lists its product as uncharacterized. Lineage: Eukaryota; Fungi; Ascomycota; Dothideomycetes; Mycosphaerellales; Mycosphaerellaceae. Gene Ontology annotation, molecular function: S-methyl-5-thioadenosine phosphorylase activity. Gene Ontology annotation, cellular component: cytosol. The transcript is spliced from 2 exons. Bases 1 to 1002 code for a protein of 333 amino acids. Gene Ontology annotation, biological process: nucleoside metabolic process. The record is from RefSeq and is a predicted model, not a curated record.
AUGAGCUUCAUAGCACGACUUCCUUUGCGACUUUCACGAAAUAUACACAUAGGAUUCCGCAAGAUGUCAAACGUUGCGGAUAGUUACGACGAACCAGUCUCAAUCGCUGUGAUCGGCGGGACUGGUCUCCAAUCUCUCCCAAACUUCACACACGUCGCGACACUCAAGCCAACGACACCAUGGGGCACUCCUUCUUCCCCGAUCUCGAUCCUCCACCACCCGUCGCCCUCGACGGGCAAGCCGAUUGCCGUGGCCUUCCUCUCCCGCCAUGGACUGCACCACGAAAUCGCACCCCAUGAGGUCCCAGCUCGGGCCAACAUUGCAGCUCUACGAAAGAUUGGCGUGAGGACUAUCAUUGCUUUUUCAGCAGUGGGUAGUCUGCAAGAGGAGGUCAAGCCCAGAGACUUUGUCGUUCCAGACCAGAUCAUCGACCGCACCAAGGGCAUCCGUCCAUUCACCUUCUUCGAGGGCGGUAUGGUCGGUCAUGUCGGUUUUGCGGAUCCUUUCGAUGCGAAGGUCGGCGAGAUUGUGCGUCGCUGCGGACACAGCCUGAGUGGUGAGGGUGUGCGACUGCACGACAAGGGAACUGUGGUCUGCAUGGAAGGACCUCAAUUCUCAACACGAGCCGAAAGCAACAUGUACCGAGCAUGGGGAGGCACGGUCAUCAACAUGUCUGCUCUGCCAGAGGCCAAGCUUGCGAAGGAGGCGGAGAUCGCAUACCAGAUGAUUUGCAUGAGCACGGAUUAUGACUGCUGGCACGAGGCCGAGGGCGACGUGACGGUCGAGAUGGUUAUGGGACACAUGAAGGCCAAUGCCGAGAAUGCGAGACGCUUCGUCGGGAGUGUGCUGGAUGAGUUGAGCAAUGAGCAGCAUAGCGAUGUCGUCCUUGCGAAGCACUUGGAGGGACAGACGAAGUUUGCUGGUAGCAUGACUGCACCGGCUGGACGAGGUAAGGAGGCAAAGGAAAAGCUCACAUGGCUCUUCCCGGGUUACUACGAGUAG